CUUUCUCAGAGCAGCAGGGUUAGUUUCAGUGAACAUAUCCAGUUACAUGGAGGACUUGUCCCUGUGAUCAGAGCCAUACCUCUGAACAGAGAGGGACGGAGGGGCUCUGCUCCCAUCACAGGCUCAGGCCAAAAAAGGUGGUCCAGAAAAAUGUCUUCCAAAACGGAUUCUCCUCCAUCCUAUGAGGAUGCCCUGCAGCAUCCUAAGACUGUUAAUUAUCCCUUCCAGACACAACAUGGCACCCCUCUUACCCCUCCUCCAUCUUACAGCCCCAGUCCCUCCGCUUGCCUCGGCCCGCCUAGCUACUGCAGCCAGGGGGGCGUCUACCCACAGGCCGGCAUGUGUCCAGGCCCUGGCUUCUCUCAGCCUAUCGUGCCCAUCCCCACCCUGUCAGCAGGACUGCCUGCAUCCAGCCCAGGAGAAAUGGAUGACUUCAUCAGUAACCAGUGGGAGACCACCUCCAUUCGACAUGCCUUUAUCAGAAAAGUUUACUUGAUUUUGACAAUGCAGCUUGCUGUCACCUUUGCAGUCGUUGCUGUAUUUACCUUUGUUGAUCCAGUGAAGGAGUUUGUCAUUAAAUUCCCAGCCCUGUACUGGGCUUCUUUUGUUGUGUUCUUUCUGGUGUAUUGUAUUCUCAUCUGCUGCAAAGAGCCAAGGAGGCAUUUCCCAUUGAAUCUGGUGCUGCUGGGAAUAUUUACCAUUGCCUUAUCUUUAAUGGCUGGAUCAGUUUCAAGCUUUUAUGAGACCAAAGCGGUGAUUAUCGCCAUGGGAAUAACAGCGAUAGUAUGCAUCGCAGUGACAGUCUUCUGCUUCCAGACGAAGGUGGACUUCACCUCCUGCAGCGGGUUUCUCUGCAUCGCUUCUGUUUUGCUCAUGAUCAUUGGGAUCGUUACAGCCAUCGUGCUCUCCUUCCAAUAUGUCCCCUGGCUGCACAUGCUGUAUGCUGCAAUCGGAGCUGUCGUUUACACUCUGUUUUUAGUGUACAACACCCAGCUUCUUAUUGGGAAUCGAGAGUUGGCCAUCAGCCCAGAGGAGUACAUCUACGGAGCGCUCUCUCUCUACGUCGAUAUUGUUCACAUCUUCCUGUUCAUCCUGCAGAUCAGCGGAGCAGCAACAGAGUAAAGCAAUCAUCCAGCAACGUCUUAACAUCAGUGAAGUCUUGAUGUACAGAGUGUUUUUGGCAACGGUCUCACAAUUACCGAUGUGAACAGAUAAAAAAACAAACUUUGUGUGAAAACUUUUCACAAAUACGUAAACUUUAGUGUAGUUUCAUUCAUAUCAGUGAACACUGAAAAACUUUGAUGCUCUCCUUGGAGCGGGGCUGCAGAUCGGAGGCUUUUACUCCCAACAGACUGUGGUUGAUGGAAGGCACUGAUUUGCUUUAUUUUAACAUUUUUAAUUUUAUGUGUAUAUAAGCUAACUUCGAAUCCAAUCAAAAAUUAUUUUCUCAACUUUUUUUUUUUAAUUUCCAACAAAUUGUUUUUUUUUUUUAAAUCAGCAGUUUUUUUUUUUUUCAUCAGUUAAUUACAAAAUACAUGUAGUUACAGGCAAACUGUUGAAAACCAAAAGCAUUAUUCUGAAUUUCUUUGCUAGUAAUACAAAGGACUCUGAUCUGUGUUAAAGUUGUUUAAUCUCUCCAUAAUUAAACACUUAUUGGGUAGAAGAUGAAUAAAAGGUGUGCAGCCUCCUCUGGGAGUGUUCUGGCCCACUUCCUGACGAUACGCCUCUGUUUACUUGUUAGAAAACUAUGCACACAAAUCAAUAAAGUACUUUCUAUUACA
Molecule: messenger RNA, 1781 nt
Organism: Cyprinodon tularosa
Lineage: Eukaryota; Metazoa; Chordata; Actinopteri; Cyprinodontiformes; Cyprinodontidae
Product: protein lifeguard 3-like
Exons: 12
Coding region: 151-1122 (323 amino acids)
Biological process (GO): negative regulation of apoptotic signaling pathway
Cellular component (GO): membrane; endoplasmic reticulum; Golgi apparatus
Source: RefSeq, a predicted model, not a curated record